Messenger RNA from Guillardia theta CCMP2712, 1392 nucleotides. RefSeq lists its product as hypothetical. The coding region runs from base 1 to 1392 and encodes 463 amino acids. The record is from RefSeq and is a predicted model, not a curated record. Lineage: Eukaryota; Cryptophyceae; Pyrenomonadales; Geminigeraceae. The transcript has 3 exons.
AUGAUCAUUUCUUGCCUUGCUCUCGGAAGCAGAGGUGAUGUCGAGCCACUGCUGGCUCUGGCGGAGGGACUGCUUCUCAAGGAAAGUCUCCAGGACUUGAGCGUCAGGAUUGCUUGCAGGAACGAAAUCUGGAACGACCUUGCAAGCUGCUCCCCUCCCCUGCCGCAAGUGUCUCACUUCCCCAUCAGAAGCUGCUCGGUCGACAUGGCGGUUGCGCUGCAUGCAGAAAGACGAAGUCAAGAGCCUCCCAGCAAGGCGGUGGGCAGGGAGGAUGUGAAGCGAUUCGAAGAGGAGGAACGAGCGGAACUGCUUCAGGCCUGUCACGGGGCAGACGUGAUUGUCUGCAAUCUCUUCACAUUGGAAGGAUUUCACAUCAGUGAGAAGAUGCGCAUCCCUUGUGUCAUUGUCUCCCCGUGCCUGCCACCGAAUCGAAUGCCUGCCACGUUCGAGCGGCAGUUCAUGGAUGAAUUCCCCCUCCUGUACAGGAAGCUCAAGGCGUCUGCGAGAGGCUUGGAGGAUGAGGAUGCGCUUUCACGGCCCGUCUGCUGGUCGGACGUGACCGCAUGGAUGUGGAGGGUGUUUCUCGAUGACCAUGGCACAUGGCGCGAACAAUGCCUUGGGUUGCCGGCAAUUCCGCUAGACAAGUUCGAGGAGGAGGGAGGAGAGCCGCUGCCGCAAGCUCCGCUCCUCCUGCUCACUGUCUCCCAGCGGCUGCUAGCUCUUGACGAGAGUGAUCAGUUCCUUGCAUGGAAGUCUUGCGCUCGAUUUGUGGGGAAUCAAGUGAGGGAAAGUUCAAAGUCCGUGGAGCUUGACAAGGAGCUGAUGUCAUUCCUGUCUUCAAGUCAUUCAUUGCAAGCGGGUGACAGGGUAGAGACGUCCGCCCCCUCAAGGACGGUGUGCGUGUGCUUCGGUUCCAUGCCGAGCCUGGGGUUUCUUGAGAGUGCUGAAGAAAAAGAUGUCGACAGUGCAGAAGCGUUUCUUGUCACGAUCAUGAGAGGCCUCAAGAGUUUGAAUCUCAGAUGCGUCUGGAUGCUUCAAGGGUUCCAUCCGACCAUCAAGAGUAAGCUUGAACGAGCGGCAGGAGCUUGUGUUCACCACCACUUCUUCACUUUUGUUGCUCAUCCCCAUGCUCUCAUCUUGCCACACUGUUUCGCCAUGAUUCAUCACGGGGGUGCUGGAUCAGUUGCGGCUGCCAUUCGGCAUGGCUGUAUGCACAUUGUCUUCCCCCUGACUUUCGACCAAAUAUACUGGGCAGUAUUACUGGAAAGAGCAGGACUAGCGUGCAGAGCUCAACCGUGGCGUAGCGUUACUGAUGAAAGCAUAAAGUCUUCCUUGCAGUUUGCGAUGGAUCAUUACGACAUUCGUCUCGCCAUGAAAGGAGGCCAAAGUUGA